UUAAAGGAAGUACGAUUGUCCAAACACCCCCGUUGACAAAUUCUACUGUGCCAGUCCCGAGGAAUCGUUGGCUACUACUGACACAAUAGCGACAUCUCAUACACAUUUGCCGAGAACUCCCCGCACACUCCCCUGCACCUUCGCCACAUCUAAUCUAAACUCUCGCUGAUCAUCUCAUGAUUCAUGAAUCAAAAUAGCGCUUUCCAUUCUCCCUCUGAUCAAACCGGAUCCGAUCUUUUCUCUCUUAUAUGUAUAUUUAUAUAAUUUCAAUUACAUUCUGUCCGAUCGCUACGCCUACAUGACUCAGUCUCAUUGCCGCACAAAUCUCCCACUAAAGUUUUUUAGUAGACGCAAUUCUUCGAUUUUUAGGGUUUUAUUGUCAUAAUUUUUUCUUUCAUUACGGUCGUUAUUUUUUAUUAUUUUUUAUUGAAAUGACGAAGUUAUGUGCGCUUUGUUUAAAUCUUUUCUGGAAUUCGAUUGUAAUUUGAUUGAAGACCUUCAGUUUUUGGAGAUUAAGAGGCUCUCCAGUGAAAAUGGCAGCUUCUCCUGUGAAAUUUCUCUUCGGAUUCUUGAUGGUUUCCAUCACAUUGUGGAUGGCCUUCAUGUUUGCCUCCAGGUUGGUGGCUUGGAUUCUAAGUCGGAUAUUGGGAGCUUCUGUUGCAUUCCGGGUUGGUGGUUGGAAAUGUUUAAGGGAUGUUGUGGUCAAAUUCAAAAAGGGUGCUAUUGAAUCUGUAACUGUUGGUGAGAUCAAACUGAGCUUACGUCAGUCCUUGGUCAAACUUGGGGUUGGUUUUAUUUCUAAGGAUCCCAAACUACAAGUGCUAAUAUGUGACUUAGAAGUUGUUAUGCGACCAUCAAGUAAAAGCUCAAAGAAAACUAAAACUCACAAAUCGCGUUCUUCAGGCCGUGGAAAAUGGAAGGUUGUCGCUAACACUGCAAGAUUUUUGUCAGUUUCUGUAACAGAUAUGGUUGUGAAGACGCCCAAAGCUGCUGUUGAAGUCAAGGAACUGACAGUGGAUAUAUCAAAAGAAGGUGGAACAAAGUCAGAUCUGCUGGUUAAGCUACACAUAUUAUCUCUUUUUGUAUACAUUGGUGAACCACGGAUCAGUUGUGACCAAUCAUCCAACUUAAGCACCGGAGGAUGCAUUUCUUCCAGCCAAGCAUCAUUUGCCAUGAUGGAAAAGUCUUCUGCUCCAUUUAGCUGUGAAGAAUUUUCUCUCUCAUGUGAAUUCGGUCAUGAUAGGGAAGCAGGUGUGAUCAUCCAAAAUGUGGAUAUCACCUGUGGAGAUGUCACUGUGAGCUUGAAUGAGGAACUGCUUUCAAAAAAGAAGAAAUCACCAGAUGCUUUUAGUCACUCAGAAAAAGUUAUGGAGUCAACUAGUGAUUCUGGGGCCUCUGUAAAGCCUGACAAAAAGCAAGCAUCACUUGCCACACUUACAAAGUCUGCUUAUAUAUUUCCAGAAAAGGCUUGCUUCAAUUUACCAAAACUGGAAGUCAGGUUUUUACAUCAGGAACUUGGUCUUCUUUUGGAGAAUAAUAUCAUGGGCAUUCAACUGAGAAGUACUAAAUCAAAGUCCACUGAAGAUGUUGGGGAGAGCACACGACUUGAGUUUCUAUUGGAUUUUAGUGAGAUACAUCUUAUUAGAGAAGCUGGCACUUCGAUCUUGGAGAUUUUGAAAGUUCAUGCUAUCUUUUCUGCCUACAUUCCAGUUCAGCCAACAUCACCUGUCAGAGCUGAGAUUGAUGUUAAGCUGGGAGGUACUCAAUGCAACAUCAUAAUGAGUAGGCUAAGGCCAUGGUUGCACCUUCACUUGUCAAAGAAGAAAAGAAUGGUUCUUCGAGAAGAAAAAUCUACUAUUGAAAGGCCCCAAUCAAGUGAUUCCAAAGUUGUUAUGUGGACAUGCACUGUAUCAGCCCCUGAAAUGACUGUUGUGCUCUAUAGUAUCAGUGGUUUGCCACUGUAUCAUGGUUGCUCACAAUCGUCACAUGUAUUUGCAAAUAACAUUUCAAGUAUGGGAACUGCAGUACACAUGGAACUUGGUGAACUGAAUUUACACAUGGCAGAUGAAUAUCAAGAAUCCUUGGAAGAGAGCCUUUUUGGCGUGGAGACAAAUUCUGGUUCCUUAAUGCAUGUCGCAAAGCUUAGUCUGGAUUGGGGCAAAAAAGAAAUGGAAUCAUCUGAAGAAAAUAGCCUUAAGUCUAAAUUGGUCCUUGCUGUAGAUGUGACUGGUAUGGGCGUUAAUUUGAAUUUCAAGCACAUUGAGUCACUUAUAAUAACUGCCAUGUCUUUUCAACCUCUCUUUAAAGCUCUAUCUGCUUCUAGUAAAAGAACAACACAGAGCCGAGGUGGGCAUGUUUCCAAAUCAUCUGGGAAAGGAACUCGACUCUUGAAAUUUAAUCUUGAACGGUGCUUUGUAAAUUUUUGUGGUGACACUGGCUUGGACAACACUGUCGUUGCAGAUCCCAAGCGUGUAAAUUAUGGAUCACAAGGUGGUCAAGUUCUAAUUAGUGUCUCAGCCGAUGGCACACCACGUACUGCAAAUAUCAUGUCUACUGAAUCUGAUGAAUUCAAGAAGUUGAGGUACUCUGUUUCACUUGACAUCUUCCAUUUUAGUUUGUGUGUGAACAAGGAAAAGCAAUCUACACAGAUAGAACUUGAAAGAGCGAGAUCUACCUAUCAGGAACAUUUGGAGGAACAUAGACCUGGUACAAAAGUGACACUAUUUGAUAUGCAGAAUGCCAAAUUUGUACGGCGUUGUGGUGGUCUCAAGGAGAUUUCUGUCUGCUCUCUUUUUAGUGCUACUGAUAUUACUGUCCGAUGGGAACCUGAUGCACAUCUGGCACUAGUUGAACUUGCCUUGCAACUAAAACAACUGGUACACAACCAGAAGCUUCAGGGACUUGGUGAGAAGCAUAUAGACGAUGUCUCUCAUGUAAGAGAUGCUGAAGAGAAGAAAGAAGCCACCAUGGAAUCAUAUCAUGUUGACAAGCGCAAGAAAAAGGAAUCCAUAUUUGCCGUUGACGUUGAAAUGCUGAGUAUAUAUGCUGAAGUUGGAGAUGGGGUUGAUUGUAUGGUGCAGGUUCAGUCAAUUUUCUCAGAGAAUGCUCAUAUAGGAGUGCUUCUGGAAGGACUUAUUCUUACUUUGAAUGGGUCCAGACUAUUUAAAAGUAGCCGGAUGCAAAUAUCUCGUAUUCCUAGUACAUCAAGUUGUUCAUCUGAUGGGAAUUUGCCAGCAGCCACCACUUGGGAUUGGGUAAUUCAAGGACUUUUUAUUCAUAUUUGCAUGCCAUUCAGGUUAGAGUUGCGUGCCAUUGAUGAUGCUGUUGAGGAUAUGCUGCGGAGUUUAAAGCUUGUGAUUGCUGCUAAAACUAAGCUUAUUUGUCCUAUGAAGAAUGAAAGCUCAAAACCCAAAAAGUCUGGUGCAGUCAAGUUUGGCUGUUUGAAGUUUUGUAUACGCAAGCUGACUGCUGAUAUUGAGGAAGAACCAAUACAGGGUUGGCUUGAUGAACAUUACCAGCUGAUGAAGAAUGAAGCCUGUGAGUUAGCUGUCAGGUUAAAAUUUCUUGAAGAAUUCAUUUCCAAAGCCAAACAGGCUCCUAAGUCUUCUGAAACUAAUGAUUCUCCUCAUGAAAGGAAGGUUUGCUUUAAUGGAGUUGAGAUUGAUAUACAUGAUCCUUCUGCUAUUGACAAAGUGCAAGAAGAAAUUUAUAUACAGUCAUUCCGUUCCUAUUACCAGGCAUGCCAAAAUCUGGUACCAGCAGAAGGUUCAGGUGCCUGUAGGGAAGGCUUUCAGGCUGGUUUUAAGCCUAGUAUUUCCAGAACUUCUGUUCUUUCCAUUUCUGCUACAGAGUUAGAUGUGACCUUGAUGAGGAUUGAUGGUGGAGAUGCUGGGAUGGUAGAGCUUCUGAAGAAGCUAGAUCCUGUUUGUGGGGAAAACAAUAUACCAUUUUCUCGGCUCUAUGGGAGUAAUAUUCUCUUGCAUACAGGCACCCUAAUUGCUAAUUUAAGAAAUUAUACGUUCCCUCUUCUUUCUGCAACUUCUAGUAAAUGUGUUGGUCGCCUUGUGUUAGCACAACAGGCCACAUGUUUUCAGCCCCAAGUUUACCAAGAUGUCUUCAUUGGAAGAUGGAGAAAGGUGCGCAUGCUUCGUUCAGCAAGUGGCACAACUCCUCCUAUGAAAACAUACUUUGAUUUGCCUCUGUCUUUUCAGAGAGGAGAAGUGUCCUUUGGAGUGGGAUAUGAACCAGUUUUUGCUGAUGUGAGCUAUGCUUUUACUGUAGCUCUUCGUAGGGCUAAUUUAAGUAUUCGGAAUCCAGGUCCCCUAAUUCAGCCACCAAAGAAGGAAAAGAGUUUACCAUGGUGGGAUGAUAUGAGAAAUUACAUUCAUGGAAAUAUCUCCUUGAGUUUUUCUGAAACCAAAUGGCACGUUCUUGCGACUACUGAUCCUUAUGAAAAGCUCGACAAGCUUCAAAUUGUAUCAGCUAUGAUGGAGAUCAAGCAGUCAGAUGGUCGUGUUCAUGUUUCUGCAGAGGACUUCAAGAUAUUUUCGAGCAGCUUGGACAGUAUGGCUAAGAGUCGUGGCUUAAAACUUCCUGCUGGCAUAUCUGGUCCUUUACUUGAAGCCCCGGUCUUUACUCUUGAAGUUACAAUGGAUUGGGGAUGUGAUUCUGGAAAUCCAAUGAAUCAUUAUUUAUUUGCACUUCCUGUUGAAGGGAAACCUCGUGAAUAUGUUUUUGAUCCCUUCAGAUCUACUUCUCUCUCCCUUCGCUGGAGUUUCUCUCUUAGAUCUGCUCUUCCUGCUUCUGAGAGCUCACCCCCAUUUACUUUGGCAGAUAGCACCAUUGUAGAUGGAACUGUCUAUGGUCCACCUUAUAAGUCUGAGAACACUCCAGUAGCUUCACCAAAAGUGAAUGUCGGUGCUCAUGAUUUAGCAUGGUUAAGCAAAUUCUGGAACUUGAAUUAUCUUCCUCCUCAUAAAUUGCGUACUUUCUCUCGGUGGCCUCGUUAUGGAGUUCCGAGAUUCAUAAGAUCAGGGAAUUUGUCAUUAGACAGGGUUAUGACAGAAUUCAUGCUCCGCAUAGAUGUUACACCUACUUGUUUAAAGCAUAUGCCCUUAGAUGAUGAUGAUCCAGCCAAAGGAUUGACAAUUACCAUGUCCAAGCUGAAGUAUGAAAUUUGUCUCAGUCGUGGCAAGCAAAAAUAUACUUUUGCAUGCAAGCGUGAUCCCCUUGAUCUCGUUUACCAGGGUAUUGAGCUUCAUGUGCCUAAGGUUUUUAUAAAUAAAGAAGAUCACACCAGUGUGGCAAAGGUAGUUCAAAUGACUAGGAAAAGUUCUCAGUCUGCCUCCAUGGAUAAAGUUCCUAGUGAAAAACGUAAUGUUAUGAAUGGUUGCACUGAGAAACACCGUGAUGAUGGAUUUUUAUUAUCUUCUGACUAUUUUACGAUCAGAAGGCAGGCCCCAAAGGCUGAUCCUGCUAGGUUAUUAGCAUGGCAAGAGGCUGGAAGAAGAAAUCUUGAGAUGACAUAUGUGAGGUCUGAGUUUGAGAAUGGGAGUGAGAGUGAUGAGCACACACGGUCUGAUCCAAGUGAUGAUGAUGGAUACAAUGUUGUAAUAGCUGACAAUUGCCAGCGUGUUUUUGUUUAUGGUCUUAAGCUUUUGUGGACUAUAGGGAACAGAGAUGCUGUUUGGUCCUUUGUUGGUGGAAUAUCCAAAGCAUUUGAACCUUCAAAGCCUUCUCCUUCUCGACAAUAUGCGCAGAGGAAAUUACUAGAGGAGAAACAGAAAAAUGAAGUUGAAACACUGAAAGAUGAUGUUUCUAGGUCCCCCUCUACCAGCAGUGCUGCAGUUUCCCCCUCUCAAGAGGGGGAGACAGCAGGAACGAUUUCAUCUCUGUCACAGUCAGUUAAAAUGGAGAAUUCAUCGUCUGUUAUGGUUGAGAAAAAUGAGAGUAUCAAUGAUUUUGAGGAGGAGGGCACUCGUCAUUUCAUGGUCAACGUUAUUGAGCCACAAUUUAAUCUUCAUUCAGAAGAGGCCAAUGGUAGAUUUCUGCUUGCUGCUGUCAGUGGUCGUGUUUUAGCCCGAUCGUUUCAUUCAGUCCUCCAUGUUGGUUAUGAGAUGAUUGAACAAGCACUUGGUACCACAAAUGUACAUAUUCCUGAAUGUGGACCUGAAAUGACAUGGAAACGCAUGGAGCUUUCUGUAAUGUUGGAGCAUGUUCAGGCUCAUGUUGCACCCACUGAUGUUGACCCAGGGGCUGGACUGCAGUGGCUUCCUAAAAUUCGGAGAAGCUCUCCAAAAGUAAAGCGCACUGGUGCUCUACUCGAAAGAGUUUUUAUGCCUUGUGAUAUGUAUUUUCGAUACACAAGGCACAAAGGUGGGACUCCAGAUCUGAAGGUGAAGCCCUUAAAAGAGCUCACUUUCAAUUCUCACAAUAUAACAGCUACGAUGACAUCUCGCCAGUUUCAGGUUAUGCUUGAUGUGUUGACCAAUCUUCUCUUUGCACGGCUUCCCAAACCUCGAAAAAGCAGUUUGUCCUUUCCUACUGAAGAUGAUGAAGAUGUUGAAGAGGAGGCAGAUGAGGUGGUUCCUGAUGGCGUUGAAGAGGUAGAACUUGCAAGAAUUAACCUUGAACAAAAAGAACGGGAGCAUAAGUUGAUUCUUCAUGACAUUAGGAAAUUGUCUCUGUAUUGUGAUACUUCAGGAGAUAUAUGUCAAGAAAAUGAAGGCAAUUUGUGGAUGGUAGCCAGUGGGAAAUCAACAUUGAUACAAGGACUGAAGAAUGAGCUUGUAAAUGCACAAAACUCUAGGAAGGAAGCUUCUGCAUCUUUACGGUUGGCUCUGCAGAAAGCUGCUCAGUCACGACUGAUGGAGAAGGAGAAGAACAAAAGCCCAUCAUAUGCUAUGCGAAUUUCCUUGCAAAUUAACAAAGUUGUUUGGAGCAUGCUUUUGGAUGGUAAAUCUUUUGCUGAAGCUGAGAUAAAUGACAUGAUUUAUGAUUUUGACCGAGAUUACAAAGAUAUUGGUGUUGCUCAGUUUACAACUAAGUACCUUGUUGUAAGAAACUGCGUGCCACAAGCCAAGUCUGAUACGCUUUUAUCACCAUGGAAUCCUCCGCAAGAAUGGGGAAAAAAAGUCAUGCUUCGAGUUGAUGCAAAGCAGGGAGCACCGAAGGAUGGAAUCUCUCCUCUUGAACUUUUCCUGGUAGAAAUUUACCCACUCAAGAUUCAUUUGACAGAGGCAAUGUACAGAAUGAUGUGGGGGUAUUUCUUCCCAGAAGAGGAACAAGACUCCCAACGGCGGCAGGAAGUUUGGAAGGUCUCAACAACUGCUGCUGGCAGACGUGGUAGUAAGAAAGGUUCGUCAACGCAUGAACCUGUCGCCUCAAGUAGCCAUCCUACAAAAGAGUCUGACAUCUUAUCCAAACAAAUUGCCUCUGCAGUACCCCUUUCUGCUUUAACCAGUCUAUUAUCUGCUGAUACUUUGCAAGCAUUAAAGUUGCCAAAUGUGAAGACAAGUGCUGCUCGUGGUUCAACUCCUGAGCUUAGAAGAACAUCUUCUUUCGACAGAACUUGGGAAGAGACUGUAGCAGAAUCUGUAGCUAAUGAACUUGUCCUACAGGUUCACUCUCCCAGUGCUGCGUUACUUGGUUCUCUUGAGCAACAAGAUGACAAGAGCAAAUUGAAAGACUCCAAGCCUGUGAAGCCUGGUCGAUCAUCACAUGAAGAAAAAAAGGUCACCAAAGUGCAAGAGGAGAAAAGAUCUAGGCCUCGAAAAAUCAUGGAAUUUCACAACAUCAAGAUAAGUCAGGUCGAGCUACUGCUUACUUACGAAGGAUCAAGAUUUGUUGUGAAUGAUCUUAAGUUGCUGAUGGAUACAUUUCAUCGUGUUGAGUUCACUGGCACUUGGAGGAGACUCUUCUCACGAGUAAAGAAGCACAUCAUCUGGGGGGUUCUAAAGUCUGUGACUGGAAUGCAGGGUAGAAAGUUCAAAGACAAAGCACAUAGUCAACAACCUAGUAUAAUUACUGUUCCUGACAGUGACCUUCAUUUGAGUGAUCCUGAACAAGGGCAAACAGGGAAACCUGAUCAGUAUCCAAUAACCUUUCUCAAGCGGCCAAACGAUGGAGCAGGUGAUGGAUUUGUAACUUCAAUAAGGGGACUGUUCAAUACCCAACGUCGCAAGGCCAAGGCAUUUGUGCUGCGGACGAUGAGAGGGGAAGAGGAUGAUUUUCAGGGGGAAUGGAGUGAAAGUGAUACAGAAUUCUCCCCCUUUGCCCGGCAGCUUACCAUAACAAAAGCUAAGAGGCUUAUCAGGCGACACACAAAGAAAUUUCGGAAUAGAGGACAAAAAGGUUCACCGUCCAAGCAGGGAGAAUCACCAUCAUCUCCAAGGGAAACCACACCAUUCGAAAUUGAAAGUGACUCUUCCAGUGGAUCAUCACCAUCACCUUUUGAAGAUUUUCAUGAGUUGGGUACAUGAUAGUGUUCAACUUUGGGCCUUGUAUUCCUCUCAAUUCAUGUAUGGAAGACUCGGAUGAAGCUAUCAUAAAAUAAAAUUAGGCAUCAAAUAAAACCAGGCUAAGCUAUUCCCGAGGAUGAAAUACACGUCGGCUAAGCCUUCCAUUCCACUACAUGAGACCUCAUUUCUUCCGCGCGUCCCUCAUCAAUCAUCUAGCUCUGAAGAUUUCUAGACACACAGGCGUUUUAAGUUAUAUACGGGGCACCAGAUAUCAUAAUUUUGUACAAACAUUCAAAAGUAAAAUUGAAUAAGAGCAGAUAAUUUAAUGAAA
Messenger RNA from Mangifera indica (mango), 8790 nucleotides. RefSeq names its product protein SABRE. Lineage: Eukaryota; Viridiplantae; Streptophyta; Magnoliopsida; Sapindales; Anacardiaceae. Bases 534 to 8480 code for a protein of 2648 amino acids. The record is from RefSeq and is a predicted model, not a curated record. The transcript has 23 exons.